Messenger RNA from Dermatophagoides pteronyssinus (European house dust mite), 655 nucleotides. Its product is annotated as selenoprotein F. Gene Ontology annotation, cellular component: endoplasmic reticulum lumen. Gene Ontology annotation, molecular function: oxidoreductase activity. Lineage: Eukaryota; Metazoa; Arthropoda; Arachnida; Sarcoptiformes; Pyroglyphidae. The record is from RefSeq and is a predicted model, not a curated record.
UUUGAAUGUACCAUCAAAGUAGAAUUAGAAAUUUUAAUUAUUUGACGUGUUUUGUAAGAUGAUAAUUUUAUAAUUUUGGUCUCAUAUUUUCAAACUUAGCAAAAAUGAAUCCCGCUUAUCUGUUUGGUUGUUUGCUAUCUGUGAUUGUUGGAUCGAUUUGUAGCGAAAAGUUGAGCGAUGAUGAAUGUCAUCAAAUUGGAUACAAUCCUUCCGAAUUAUAUUGUAAUCGAUGUUCUGAAUUGACAAAAUUUGAACUGGACAGUUUAAAAGAUUCCUGUAUGAAAUGUUGUCGUCAAGAUGAUUCCGAUAAUUCGAAAAAGUAUUCGUUUGCUCGACUAGAAUAUUGUGAGUGUAACAUUGCAAAUUUUCCCCAAAUCAAAGCAUUCAUUCGUGGUGAUAAAUCGAAGAAAUAUUCAAAUCUAAAAAUAAAAUUUGUUCGUGGUAUACUGCCCAUACUGAAAUUAUUGAAUGAACAUCAUGAUGUUGUUGAUGAAUUGAAUAUACAAAAAUGGGAUACCGACACCAUUGAAGAAUUUCUUGAUCAACAUUUAUUAUCCUAAAUAACCUUUGUCCUUUUGUUUGUUUAUUUAUCUUUUCUCUUACAUCAAUCUAUUUAUGGCACAAUUAUGAUGAAUAAAUGAAUUGACACUACCCA